This is a messenger RNA of Colletotrichum orchidophilum, 645 nucleotides long. RefSeq lists its product as uncharacterized. The transcript is spliced from 3 exons. Lineage: Eukaryota; Fungi; Ascomycota; Sordariomycetes; Glomerellales; Glomerellaceae. The coding region runs from base 1 to 645 and encodes 214 amino acids. The record is from RefSeq and is a predicted model, not a curated record.
AUGAAGUUCACCGCUGCUUUGUUCAUGCUCGCCGGCGCGGCCGUCGCCUCCCCCGUCCCGGCUCCGAACCCGGUCGCUGAGCCGCUGCCGAUGCCCUCUCCCUCCGGCAUCCCCACCGCCGCCGCCGCCAAGACCCAGCUCGCUGCUCUGACCGUGGCCGCCUGGUCCAACACGGACACGUACGACCGUGACUUGUUCCCCCACUGGUCAACUGUUUCCGGCGCCUGCAACACCCGUGAAACGGUGCUCCAGCGCGAUGGCACAGGCGUCGUCGUCAACUCUGCCUGCGCUGCCACCAGCGGUACCUGGAAGAGCCCAUACGACGGUGCCAGCUGGACCGCCGCCAGCGAUGUCGACAUUGACCACAUGGUCCCCUUGAAGAACGCCUGGAUCUCUGGUGCCGCAUCCUGGACCACUGCCAAGCGCGAGCAGUUCGCCAACGAUCUCACCCGCCCUCAGCUGUGGGCUGUCACGGAUUCAGUCAACCAGUCCAAGAGCGACAAGAGCCCCGACUCGUGGAAGCCUCCUCUGACCAGCUUCUACUGCACAUACGCCCGCAGCUGGGUGCAGGUCAAGAGCUACUGGGCCCUCACCGUCACGUCUGCCGAGAAGACUGCUCUCACGUCCAUGCUCAACACGUGCUAA